This is a messenger RNA of Puntigrus tetrazona (Sumatra barb), 2625 nucleotides long. It is a transcript of the gene ubap1, whose product is annotated as ubiquitin associated protein 1. Gene Ontology annotation, cellular component: ESCRT I complex. Bases 386 to 1753 code for a protein of 455 amino acids. Gene Ontology annotation, molecular function: ubiquitin binding. The transcript has 8 exons. Gene Ontology annotation, biological process: ubiquitin-dependent protein catabolic process via the multivesicular body sorting pathway. The record is from RefSeq and is a predicted model, not a curated record. NCBI's taxonomy places the organism in Eukaryota, Metazoa, Chordata, Actinopteri, Cypriniformes, Cyprinidae.
UACACCGCCAGUUCUGCUUUAUCCGUCCGGACCGACUCGACAGCGAAUUAACGAAAGGGUACGGGUGUUGUGGAAGUGGGCUAUGAAGAGUAAUGGGAGCGCAGGAGAGAUAUAUGAACGCAAUCGACAGGCCGACACAGAUGACGUCUCCUCCCCAGCUCUUCUCUGAUUGGUCGAACCUGUCGUCAUUCAGCGGCAACGCAUGUCGUCACACAGGAACCAAAGGAGGCGGUCGAACCAAGAUGGCGUUCCGCGAUGAAGCAGGAAAUAUACUCGGUUUUCAGUAGAUCUCCUCAUCUGAGAGCGUCGACCGGAGCUUUUAUGUCCAAGGACAAGUGAGAGACCUAUUUGGAGACUGAAGACAGAGCAGAUACGGUUACUCUAAAUGGCUGCGAGGAAGUCUGGAUCAGAUAUCCACAACAACGGACCUGUCAGCUACCUUGAUGAUGUUCCUUUUAAGAUCAAUGAGAAGUUCCGCUGUCCCUCAAAAGUGGGUCUUCCCAUUGGAUUCUGUUUGUCUGAUUGUAAUGCCAUACUUUCGGAUCUGCAAUAUGACUUUAGUCUAGAGAGACGAAGCGUUCAGUGGGGGGAAGAGCUUGCCAAAGCGCGAGCUGCUGAGGCUCGAGCAGCAGAAGCUGCCCGAACAGACUCUGAAAACGAAAGGCAGGCUGCUGCUCAGGAAGCGGAUGUUGGAUUGGUUGGGGGGAAGAAAGCACGUCCCUCCGAUGAGCAGGACGUUGUCCCACCGGCAUUGAACCCCGUUUUAGCUGGCCUGCGGCAUAACGCAAUCCUCACGCCUCUCCCAGCCCCAUCUUUUGGACCGACACGACCAGCACCUAGCAACCCAGCCCCCCAGAGUCUAAACUUAGCUGACUUUGAACGAGAGGAGGACCCUUUUGACAAACUAGAGCUUAAAACACUGGACGACAAAGAGGAGUUGCGGAAUAUUCUGCAGAGCCAACCGCAGUCGUCCGUUUCGCAGCCUCAGCUUCCUCCAGUAGAACAUCGCCCCGCUUCUCCCAGCGAUACGCCUCCUCUUCAGGCCAAAGCAGGAAUCUUCCAUAAACCCAAUGGACUGGUUGGACUGCUGGACUUAGACCGGGGUGGGGUUGUGACCCCCCAUGGACAGAUUGAUGCAGACCGCCCAUGUAACAUUCGCUCACUGACUUUCCCCAAGCUUUCAGACCCAGGUGACUCUCCCUCAGAACCGACUUUCAGCAUUUACCCAGCAGCCCAACCACGCAGCCUAUCCAAUGGCACUCCACCAUCUCUGCAGAGAACGGCAUCAAGUACCAACACAACACUCCCACAAGAGCAACCUGUCUUCCCUCAGAAUGGGACACAAAAGCAGUCAAACCAGGUCACAGCGACUAACCAUCCACCUGCUACCACAAUCCUGCACGGCCUCUCUCCCAGCGAAAGACAGUGUGUGGAGACGAUUGUGGGCAUGGGUUAUUCAUAUGAGGGUGUACUCAAAGCCAUGCAGAGACAAGGACAGAAUGUGGAACAGGUGCUGGAAUACCUGUUUACUCACAGUCGACUGUGCGAUAGAGGUUUUGAUGCGACUGCUGUGGAGGAGUGCUUGGAGAUGUACCAGGGUUCAGAGGAAAAGUCUUUGGAGUUUCUGCAGCUGAUGUCUCGGUUUGGAGAAAUGGGCUUUGAGAGGGACACAAUUAAAGAGGUACUGCUCGUGCACAAUAAUGACCAGGACAAGGCACUAGAGGAUCUGAUGGCCCGUGCAGCUGCGAGCUGAGCCCAAAGAGUCUCCCCUCCUCGAGCCAGCUCUCCUUUGGCCCUCGGAGGGGUUCUGGCUGUGGAAGGAUGGGAUUCUUUUAUCUCUAAGACAAGACGACUGAUUUUGUACCCUAAUAAAGAUAUACCUCUUGAGGUAGGGAUUGACUGCACCACCCAACAGUGCAUUCAUCCCUCCUCAGCUGUAUGUCUGUUAAGUGAUCUUAGAAUGGUGUUGAGUGGAAGGAGCUGACUACUCCUCCAAGAAUCGGCAUUGGUUAGUGUCUCUAUUGCCAUGGUGACGGGCUAGAAUGGGCGUUGCUGGAUGAACAGAACCAAGCCGAGCCCCACUGACAGAAUACUGGGCCGGAAUGACACUCAAAGCUAUUACGCUGCCAUCUCCCGCUGCUGGAUACAGGCUUUCGAAACUGAAACCUGAACGCUCAUAAACUCAACCCAUGGCAGAACAGAGACCCCACAGAAGUGCCCUCUCUCUAUUCUGUCUCUGCUGUUCAUACAUUGUUUAUACGUUUCGACAGGCGGAAACACUUUAUCUUUCUUCACUUGUCCUUUUUGAGAUUGUGUUUCUUUGCUCUUUGUUUAGGAACUGCUUUAACAGUACUAAUAAUCAUUACGUAAGUUCACAGAAAACAAAAAAACUGCAGUAAACUUUUGCCCAGUUGGCUUUUGCACUGGAAUGAACACAUUUGGCAAGAGAAAUUGGCAAGUUCGGCUGGAGCUGCAAAAUUUAAACCAUGCCGCCAAAUUUUCAAAAAUUGACAUGCAAAUACUGCACAGGCACACUGAAUCACAGAUGUUAAUAUAAACAUAUUUAAAAAUCUGUAAAGAUACACUGUUGGUUUCCAUCUGUAAUAAAGAAAUUGAGAAACUUAA